Messenger RNA from Portunus trituberculatus (swimming crab), 10716 nucleotides. RefSeq names its product dmX-like protein 2 (gene Rbcn-3A). Lineage: Eukaryota; Metazoa; Arthropoda; Malacostraca; Decapoda; Portunidae. Gene Ontology annotation, molecular function: protein binding. Gene Ontology annotation, biological process: vacuolar acidification. Gene Ontology annotation, cellular component: RAVE complex. The record is from RefSeq and is a predicted model, not a curated record.
CACAGUCUGCCAUCACAACAUCGACCCCGUGAUGUCAAGUUAACUCCACCCCGUUCACUGAUUUCACGCCUUUUUCCACUACAACAACCCUGCCAGCCUCCCCUGCAGCUCGGGAGGAGACGCAGCAGGGGAGGAAAAGCACAGUACAGGAGUGACAGCCAGCACCACCACCAUGAAGUGUCACCAAAUUCUGACUGGUGCGUGCAAUGCUGGUGACCGCUGCUUUGCUGUUGGCAGUGUGGAGGGAGUGCCCUUCACGGCCUAUGCAGCAGGGUGUAACAUAGUGAUCCUGGCCAGCACCUUUGAGAGAGUGCAGGUCAUUCCCGGCGUGUGUCACAACAAUGUCCAGAUCUCCUGUGUUGACUGCUCCACUGAUACAGGGAAGAUUGCUUCUGCCUACGGGAAGCUGGUGUGUGUCUUCGAGCCAACGCCACUCUCUCAGCCCCUUGGUGCACAUCGUCUGGACUACCGGUGGGUGCAGACGGGGGGCAUUGAAGCUGAGGGGUACAUCAACACACUGUCCUGGAAUGUGGAGGGUUCACGGCUCCUCACUGCUGGAGAUGUGCUGCAGAUGUGGGCCGCCCCCCUGCCCAAGUACCCGGAGGAAGACACCACCAGUGGGCCGGUGACCUUUGACCUGGGCGAUGAAGCAGACACCAGUAGCAGCUGUGGCGGUGGUGAUGACAACAAGUGGGUGUGUGUGUGGCGGUGUUUGACAGCUUCACCGACAGCCUUCCUCAGCUUCUCCCCUGACGGAACACUGUUUGCCACCGCUGCGGCCACAGACAGGCUGGUCAAGGUGUGGUACGACAACAAGCAUGUUCUCACACCAGCAAGACCACAAGAUGCUGAAGGAGUAGGAGGAGGAGGAGGAGGAGGAGGAGGAGGAGGAGGCCAGUCUUCCUCCUCCUAUACCUCCUCCUCCUUCUCCUACAUCUACCUCCCCCACCCCAGUGCUGUGAGGGGGUUUACCUGGAGAGCCACUAGUAAAUAUAUGCCAAAGGGCAGUGUCAGCAACAUGCUCAUCACCUCCUGUAGAGACAACAUCAGCAGGGUUUGGGUGGAGACAGUGCUCCCGGAUGACGACCUGGUGUCCCUCCUCCAGCUGGACCCUGCAGCCGCUCAAAACCCACGCUUUCACACACACAGACACAAGCACAGGUUCCUCCAGAGGCUGAAGCACAUGAAGGCCUGCUUUCAGAUGCGCCGCCAAGCCAAGGCAGGAGGCGUUGGGCUGGGCUGUCUGGUUGGCGGUGGCGGUGGUGGUGGUGGUCGGCCCCUACCCACAAUGCAAUCAACUUACUCUAUGCAUGACUACCACAUGUAUGGUAUUCAUGCUAUGGGGAUUACUCCAGGUUUUCAGUUUCACCUGGCGGCCUCCAUUAAUGCAGAGACUGACAUCCCCUUGGUGCCCAGUCUGAGUGGAUGGGUGGGUGGUGGUGGUGGUGGUGGAGCAGAGGUGGAGCAGGGCUUUGUCAUUCACUGGCUCAACAAUAAAGAGAUGCAUUUCACUGGAGAGGCGGAGAAUAUACUGCUUGAGCUGUGCCGCCGUGCCCUGGAGAAGGACCCUCUGAGUGGCAUGGACCCAGACAGACAGUCGGAAGCCAGUGAGAGCAGGACAGGCUAUAAAACACCCAUACACCUCGCAAACCGCACUCGUUCGCUUGACGAUGACGACACCCCUGGCCCUCCACCCAUCCCCCCACGACCUUCCGUCCCCACCUCACACACCCCACUGUCCGCUGCGACGUCCUCCACUUCCAUCGCCACAGACACCACCUCUGGGGUCGCGGCAUCAACAAGUGGGCUAGGUGACGCUCUGGACCGUAGGAUAGAGGUGUUACUCCGAGCAUGGCAUUCCACCUCUGACGUCCUCUUCUCCAUCCACCCGGUUGAUGGAUCACUGCUGGUGUGGAUUGUGGACUUCCUCGACGACUAUCCUGGAUCAUUCCGCCAGGCUCAAGUGUCAUUUUCCGCCCGUAUUCCCUCCGCCUUGCCGCUGGGUGAUGCCAUGACCAUGUGUCCACGCCUGGCGCUCUACGGUGGCCCUCCUGCAGCACCAGCUCUCCUCAGGCAUCUGGCGCGCAUGGAAGGGGUGCAGGAGGAGGAGAGCAACCGAGGAAGACCCAAGACACGAACUGGUGGUGGUGGCGGUGAUGACAAGGACUGGGGUGGUGGAGCAGGGACCAACACCCCCACCCCAACCACCACAACCCUCACCACCUCCCCCAAUGGCCCCAUGCCCACCCCAUCCCCAAUCAUCUCCCUUAUCACAAAACACAGUAACGGGUCACUCAAUCUGUGGCAUCUGAGUGUGGCAGAGGGAUCCAGGUACACCCAGGUCCUGAACAUCUCUCACUUCACUCGAGUAUGUGGCCAUCGCUUCCAACUGAACGACAUCAAGUGCCACCCAGUGCUGCCGUUGCUGCUGUCCACCUCACACCACAACAAGCGGGAACCUUCACCACCGCCAUCCGCUGGGCCACCACAGUCCGCCACAGAUGACACACCCCUUAUAUGCAUCCAGGACUCCACAUACCGUGACUGGUGUAGCGAGCUCAUACUGUGGCGAGUGGAUGCCGUUGGUCCACUCAGUCGCUCAGGCGGAGUGACGGAGUUAGCCAGGGUCAACUCUCCGCAUGUGUCAGCCUUCUCCAAUGCUGCCUGGAUACCCACACUGCUGCCCAGCACGACCCUGGGCAGCGUCUCCAACUCCCCCUCGGCGUGCUUUGUGGCCUCGGACGGGGAGUGUCUGCGAGUGUACCAGGCGGUGAUCGACGGACGGGCGCUGCUUGCCGAGAUUUCCACCAGUGAGAGGAAGAAGAUGAUGCUAAUGGAGUCAAAUCUUAGUCUCUCCACCGACAGCUCUCUGCAGGAACAGGCCGGCCAGAUGAACCUCUCGGACAUCUUCACCAUCAUCUCGGAGCAGUCCACUGCUCGGCCCGGCUGCAUCAUUAAGCUGGACGACAUAGGGGACGCCACCAACAACUGGCAACACACGCAGUUCCUCCAUGUGUUCCAGGAGGGGCUGAUACAGGGGGAGACCCACUCUGAUACUGACAAGGGAAGGCCGGCGACCCUGUUUGACCCCAGCCACGCUCCGAUGGUUGACCUUCACUCUCUGGCAAAGUUUGAGGAGCCUUUCUACAUUACUCUGCUGGAAAAGACCUCUGCUGGAUCGACAAUGCACGUGUGGCGUCUGGUGAUUGCCUCGGAGACCCAGGGGAGGGACACACACUUGGGGGAGGCCGCCAGCCCCUCCUCCGGCCACAGCACCCCCACCGCUGCAGCCCCUCACGCCGGGGAGGGCCUGGCCGGCUCCCUCGAUGCCUCACCCAUUGCCAUCACCACCACCAAGGUUUGCGAACAGAACCUUCCACUCCCACCUGGCGUCAGCAUCCUCCACGCCUCCCCCUCUGCCGGCCACCUCAGCUCCGCCUCCAUCCACCCUGCCUGCUAUGCUCCCUAUGUCCUUGUCACAGCCUGCUCUGACAACACCAUCAGGUUCUGGGGCUGCAGGCUGGUGGGUGCUGGUGGUGUGAAGCUGUCUUGGCAGGAGUGGGGCAUGGUCAGCUGUGGUGGUGAAAGUGCUAUCAGAGUUCCAGGCCUGCCCCUCCAUGUGAGCGCUGCCUACAGUGGCCGCAUCGCCUGUGCUUACCAGACACCGGGCCAGACCUCUCACACCACAGCCAACAGUGAUGGAUCAAUGGAAUUCUCUUGCACUCUUGCCAUCUAUGAGUGUGAGAGUACUGGAGGCUCACAGUGGGUUCUGGAGGACAAGUUUGACCUGCACGACACAGUGACCCAGCCCAGUGACCCCUGCAUGAGUGACAUUGACCUGGGAUACCUGUCCAGGAUGGCAGCCCAGGGUCGCUCUACCACCUCCAAGCUCUCUUCCACCUUCAGUGCGGAGGAUCUGUGCCCCUCCUCCCCACUCUUCUCCGCUGACGCUCUCCACUCCGUCAAUAGCCAGCUCCUAGUGCCCAGCCCCAGCACGCUACACUCCCUGCGACACCAGCGUUUUGACAAGAGUGGCAUCAGGGUGAAACAAAAACACCCCGUACAGAUUGCAUGGGUGUCACAAGAGGAUGGAUCUCACCUCCUCACUGUGGCCAUUGGGAGUAAGGUUGUGGUGUACACGAGUGUGGCGGAGGAGGUGGCAUUGGUGAGCUGCAGUGGUGACAAGAAGAAGGGUGACAGGGAGGGCCGAGCGUCAAGACCUGUCCUUCAGAAGUCCAUGUCUCUACACACUCUCUGCGACACCAAACUUCCCAGGUGGAUGCGUUUAGAGCGACUGACUCUCUCCUCUGCGGAUGGCCUGGCUCCACUCCCCAUGCAGGUGUCGUGGGUGCGUGACGGGAUCCUUGUUGUCGGCAUGGACAAUGAGGUGCACGUGUACACCCAGUGGCACGAUACAGCAGACCCCAGCAGGCCCCGUACCACCACCACCACCGCCACGCCCAGCCUCCCCCCACAGCAGGGUGAGGAGGAGGAGGAGGAGGAGGAGGAGCAGAGUGACAGCCAGAGCAAUGGAAGGGAGCUAACAGAGGCAGACCUAAAAUCAUACCUACAGGAGUCGUCACAUCACCCUAAAGGAGCAUCGGGGAUCAACAGGGUGACAUCCUACUCUGUGCUGGCCGUCCUGGAUAGCAAGAUGAAGAAAGGGCUGGGUGAGGCAAUCAGCAACAGUGGCGGCGGGAGUGCGGGAGGGGCUGGGGAGGGCGGGGUGACAGACGCAGCCCCUCUCUCUGGCAUAUUUGAAGCAGGACACACAGCCUCGCCCAUCCUGCCACAGUACCACCCACGCCAGCUCAUGGAACUCCUCAAUUCGGGCAAGAUCAGGAGAGUCAAGGCUAUUCUGGCGCAUUUAGUGAGGUGUCUGUCGCAGCUUGGCCAACACAGCAGUGACAUCCCAGCCCGCAUUAGCCUCAGUGACCAGGAAGAAGCAAGGAGUAGAGUGUGGUCUCGAUCACGCACUCUCUCCAUGUCCGGCACACAGGCUGGCGCUAGCGGCAGGGAGGGUGGGCGUGGCUCCAUCACCAUGCUGGCAGAGGAGCUCACCCUGGAUUAUAUAGAGGUGACGGCCAUCCCCCCCCUUCCCCUGUGGCUGCUGCUGGAGGCUGACAAGGACACACAGAACCACCACCACCAUCGCCGCCAAGGUGUACACGAUGCCAACAAGGAGGAUACGUACGCACAGCUGUUUGGAGGACCGAGCUUUGGAGGGGAGGAGGACGACGACCUGACGCUGGAGGAGGAGGAGGAGAUGGCCAUCGGUGCGGCAGCGGCGGCGGGGAGAAGAAAAUCCCUCACUCAUGAAACAAAGGGCAUUGCUUUCUUCGGGCCCAGACAGGCACAGAUCUUGGCCACCCUGCUGACCCACACUCACCUGCCUGGGUUGUCAAGCCUGGACCAGAUGCACCUGCUGGCCCUGGCGGACACUGUGGCCUCCUGUAAUGUGGAUUUUGCGGACCGCUUUGACAUCAACAAGGCAAAGGAAGCUCUGGCCAAGGAAACGUUCUCCAGGACUGCGUCGGAUGAGCCUUCCAUGGAGACCCUUGAUGACUGUGGGCUGCGGUUCCUGUUGGCCAUGCGUCACCACACAUACCUGCUGCGUUGCCUGCCUAUCGCCCAACGUGCCGCCCUGCAGAAGGCCGGCAUAGGGAGCCAUAACUUUGUGUGGGCGUACCAUUCGGAGAGCCAGGAGGAGCUAUUGGACUUUAUUCCCUCCAUGAGACAGGGCAACCCACGCUGGUCCGAAUUAAGAGAGCUUGGGUUUGGCUGGUGGGUGAGAAACAACACUCUUCUUACUCGCUGUUUUAAUAAGAUCGCCAAAGCCGCUUUCCUGACCCGCAAGGACCCGCUGGACGCUGCCAUCUACUACCUAGCCAUGAAGAAGAAGAGUCUAGUCUGGGGUCUGUUCCGGUCCAUUGACGACAAGAGAAUGACGGAUUUCUUCUCUAACAACUUUGCCGAGGAGAGAUGGAGGAAGGCUGCCUUGAAAAAUGCCUUCGCUCUUUUAGGAAAGCAGAGAUUUGAACAUGCCGCAGCCUUCUUCCUUCUUGCCGGGGCCCUGAAGGAUGCGUUAGAGGUGGUAUUGAACAAGCUGCAGGAUGAACAGCUGGCUAUCGUCAUCAUCAGGCUCUACGAGGGGGAGUUUGAGGCCGUCCCACCCACACUGAGAAAACUACUGCAUACUCGCAUCUUGGGGUACGAGGAGAGCGCAGACGAGGACACACAGCCGGACGUAAUGAAGAUGCAUACAAACCCUUUCAUCCGUUCUGUGGCUUUCUGGAUGCUAAAAGAACACAGUAGCUCCCUCUCAACCCUGCUCCACACCGCACCCACCCUCGGCAUCCACCACCCAGAGUACAGCGGUGCCAGGACUAGUGCCUCUACCUCUCUCUCUCUCUCUCCCCCCACAGCUGAUCCGAGUGUAUUUAACUUCUACAUCUACCUGCGCACACACCCGCUGCUAAUCCGCCAAUGCAUCGCCAACAGUGCUGGAGGGGCUGGGGCGCUGAUGGCCUCUAGACUGGGCGCAGGACAGCACACCCUGGACAAGAGAAGUGUUUAUGGGAACACAAUGACCUUGGCAGAGAGGCGUCUGUACUUCACCACAGCACACGCCCAUCUGAGAGGAGGCUGCCCAACCCUUGCUCUUGAAGUUCUGUCCAAAUUGCCCCAUAAAGUCACACAGCUACAUGAACCAGCCACAGGAGCAGACCUCCUAGGCUCUCCAAGCAAGGAACACAAGCCAUCCGUAGGAAUGAUCUCGAGUGGAACCUUUGACCUGGGUGGUGGUGGUGGUGGUGGUGAUGACAAGAGUACAGCUGAUGCAGGGCUCUCCUUCGACUGGGGUGCUCCUUCCUCUACAUUUGGCCAGAGGAAAGAUGAGGAGCUGGAUCUCGACUUCUCUCUCGGAGCGGAGGAGGAGGAGGAGGAGGAGGAGGAGAAGGAAGAGACAGUGGCACAAGAAGAAGAGGAAGUUGGCCCCAAGCAGCUGGACAUCAUGGCACAGCAGCUGAAGUUCAUCUCGUGCCUGAAGAUGAUGAUGGAGGAGCUUGCAACAUUGGCUACCGGCUGUGAGGUGGAUGGUGGGCAGCUGCGGUACCAGCUGUAUGUCUGGCUGGAGCGAGAGGUGGAGGCCUUGAAGGAAGUGUGUGACUAUUGCAGCAGCUCACAGAACCAGCCAGGAGCAGCGCACUACUUCUACUGCAACAUGAUGCCCGUGGGAGAGAUGUGUUGGGCAUUCAGUGAUAGAGAUGCCCUGGAGCCCUUGCCGGGGGAGGAAGGGGCUGCUGGAGGUGUGGUGGGGGGUGUUGGGGCCUCAGAACACACCCCUCUGGCCCCAUCCACCCCAGGACCUGCCGAGCCUUCCACCCUUCAUGAAAUUCUACAGCAAGAGAAAAUUGAGUUUGAGGAGAAGAUGGAGAGAGCAGCUAGGAGGAAGCGGUGGUUACUUGCCAACCAGCAGCUCCUCCGCACACUAUUGAGCUACUGUUCCCUGCAUGGUUCAAGUGGAGGAGGGCUGGCCAGUGUGAGGAUGGAGCUCAUACUACUGCUACAAGAACUACAACAGAGCAGCAAACAGCAGCUCCUCUCACCACUGCCCUUCCCCACAACUCUGCCUCUCCUCUCAGCUUCCAUCGCCUCCAAUAAAACUGUUGUUUCUGAUCCUGUUAGGCAUCUGCAGGCCGGCACACACGACUUGCUGCAGACCCUGGUGGACAUGCAGGGGUUGGAACGGCCGAGUGCUGGUGUUCUGUGUGAGGCUGCGGUGCUGAGGAACCUUGCCGCAGCACUGUCAGCCUGUAUCUACCAGUCCCUCUGUGACUCCGAGACCUUCACUGUCAAGACGCAGCACAGAGUGGCAGCACUAGGAGUGGAUAUCCAGCACCUGAGCGUGGCCCACCGAGAGAGUCACCUGGUGGGGCGGGAGACUCGGAGCGUGGCACCUGGCGAGGAGGAGACCCUGGCCGUCUGCACCCCCCCUGCCAAGUGGCCCGGCGUCACCUCCCUGCUGGCUCUCCUGGCAAGAGAACGAGAUGAAGAUACCCCAAAAUUGAGUCUUCUGCUGUGUGAGGCAUUCGUGGCUGUGUACCUGAGUCUGCUGGUGCACGGCCUGGCUGCUAGCGAUGCCUAUGUGCUGUACAGGCUGGUGGCGCGGCCUAUCAGUGACAGAGACUGGGCUACACUCUUCGGAGGAGGCGUCAAAAAGCAGCUCAAGGUUAUCACUGCCAGUGUGCUGCCGACACAGAGCUCACUGGAGAAGGAGGGCACAGCAGCGGCGGCAGCAGUGGCAGCAGUGGGUGGGGAAAAGCUUCUGUCCACGAUAUCGAAGACUCGGAUGAAGAUUAACAUGAAGCUCCUGGGUCAAUUGGGCUUCCAGGAUCCGAGAGGUGCUGCUGCUGAGGGUGAAGGCAAGACAGCGUACCGGGAGCAGUUUCUUCCCCCAGAGAUGUCCAUUGUGUCACUGCUCAUGAAGAAGCCCAGCCUGCCGACGGAGUUGGAAGGGAUUGACUAUGACUCCUCAGGCAGUGAUGAGGAGGAGGAGGACCUGGAGAUGGAGGAGGAUGAUGAUGUGUUUAAGGAGCCAAAGGUGGUGGCGGAGAACAGAGAGCACUGUGACCCAGAUUCCUACUCGUGGUGUUUGCUGCGUUUGGCCACAGUGCGCGCCGCCCGGCAGGUGGUGCUGUCCUUCCUACAGGUGGCCGGCGUGGAGAUGAUGGAGCUACCAAUGCAAAGCCCACUGCUACACUCCAUCCUGCGUGCCGUGGACCAGUGGGUGGACAGUUUGGUGCAGCACAUUGAGGGCAAGAGAGGGCCCCCACCUGAAUACAUCCCUGGCUGCUUUGCUGAGACACAGGUUGUGGGGCCGGCCAUCUUGAAAUAUCGCGCACUGCUUGAGACACACAACACUCCCUUUGCGCACCAGAAGCGUGGAGUGAAGGCAGUGGAGAGGCUGUGGCAUUUCCUAGUGAGGCAAGAGAAUGUCCAGGAUGUGUUUGUGAGGUACAUUUUUGGCCGCAAGAGACCGAUCCAGGACCCGCCCACUGUUCACUCGGACCAUGACGAUGCAGUAAGUGACCUGUGUGACGGCCUUGAUGGGUCUGGCACUGCUGAUGGGGGCUCUGAGGGGGGCGGGGAGAGCCACCAGGACCACUCGGAAGGGGGGGCCACGGCGUCGGAGGGGGCCAACACCACCCCCGCCCCUCCUCCCGCCCCGCCCACCCUAGAGCCUGUCCGAAUUAUCCACAAAGACCAGGAUUCAAUUACUGCCUUCUGUAUCAACAAGGUGAACCCCGGGCUUGUGUCAGUGGCCACAGUGAGGGAGGUUCAAGAGUUGGAUAUCUCCCUGCUACUGGAACACCCCUCUUGGUUGACCAAUGAGUGUGAAUUGGAUGUCCUGGCUCUUAAUAAGGAGCCCGACGCUGUGCCCUCGUCAAACUUCCUGGUGAUUCAAACUCCCAUGGACAAGACUAUUCUGGAGCCUUCCAAAUCGGGUCUGGACGGCAACCUCUCCUCCUCCUCCAGCAUCAAUUUCUCUGGAAUGGGUGGACCAGCGAUGGGACAGACUGGCCGGGGGACUAAUGUGCUAAAGGAAUUGAAAGGCAUCCCUGGGGCGUCGAACCCUCGUUUUUGUCGCUUUGUGUGGGAACGGAGCAGACAUUACUUACGGCCGCUACUGAGUCACCGUGUGGAAGGAACAAGAAGAAUGACGUCACAUCCUGUUCUGCCGCUGUACUUGGUGGGAUGCCAGGAUGGGUCGGUGGUGGUGAGGGAGUGGCAUCAUCACACAGCUGUGGCGCGUCCCAGGCCCGGCGGUACAUUUGCCAAGGUAGCCAGGGUGAGAUUCAACCAGCAGGGCAGCAAGUUUGGUGUGGUGGAUGGAGAUGGUAAUUUGUCCCUGUACCAGCUGGGUCUCUCCUCCUCUGUCAGCAAACCAUUCUAUAGCCACCAGUGUCACAGCAAGCAUGGCAGUGAUUUUGUGUUCCUUGGCUCUUCAUCCCUCCUUGCCACAGCCGGCCAGAGCUCGGAGCAUAGGAACGUUGCAUUGUGGGACACCCUUCUGCCGCAGCGCAAGGCUAAUGUUGUCUCCUGGUCGUGCCAUGAUAGCGGUGCCUCCUCCCUACUGUAUGCCCCUCACCACCAGCUCCUCCUCAGUGCCGGGAAGAAGGGAGCUGUCUGUAUCUUUGACAUUAGACAACGCACCCUUCGUCAUAAAUUCCAGGCCCACGACUCUGCCAUCAAGUGUAUGGCUCUUGACCACAGUGAGGAAUUCUUCUGCACCGGCUCAGCUGAUGGCGAUAUUAAGGUCUGGGGUCUAGGAGUGCACAAUCUUAUCUACAAUUUGAGCGGGGAACACUCUAAAUCGACCCUCUUCAAGAACUUAAGCCAGGGAGUCACACAGCUCUACCUAGACAGCUGCAAUAGACUCUUUUCCUGUGGUGCUGAUGGUUCUAUUAAACUUAGACAGUUGCCAGAGAGAGACCUGAGCGCCACACACCUGUAGGAGAUUGGCAGGUGUGUGUGUGUGUAGGUGUAGAGGUGUUUUUGAUUGUUUGUGAGUGUUUGAGUGUGUUUGAGUGGUUUUGAGUGGUUUGGGUGUGUUUGUGAGAGUGUAUGUGUGUUUGUGUGUGGUUUUGAGUGUUUUGUGUGGUUUGGGUGUGUUUGUGAGAGAGUGUGUGUGUUUUUGAGUGUGUUUGUGAGAGU